Molecule: messenger RNA, 340 nt
Organism: Drosophila busckii
Lineage: Eukaryota; Metazoa; Arthropoda; Insecta; Diptera; Drosophilidae
Exons: 2
Coding region: 89-247 (52 amino acids)
Source: RefSeq, a predicted model, not a curated record
CAUACAAAAAAAUAAUAUAAAGCAAUUGAAAAAAACUUGCAACAAUCGUUAAAAGCUAGAGUAUUAACUACAAAUUCCCCUUUUCAAAAUGGCGAAAGCUGGAAAUCCAUUCAAUAUCAUGCGCAACAUUUAUAACAAUGAGUUUCAGUGGAUGCUGGUGAAGAGCUUUGGCAUGUUUUUCCUUGGCGUGCGAAUUGCCAAGGAGUUUGUGGGCGUGGAGCUGAUGCCAUCUAUAAUGCCAGCAUAGUGAAAGUGAAACAAAAUUCGCCAUGUACAAAAAAUAGUGCAGUUAACUAAUUAUAAUUAAAAACCAAACAUAUUUACAAAAUGUAUAAACCUA